This is a messenger RNA of Nicotiana attenuata, 1041 nucleotides long. RefSeq names its product 39S ribosomal protein L41-A, mitochondrial-like. The transcript is spliced from 4 exons. The record is from RefSeq and is a predicted model, not a curated record. Gene Ontology annotation, biological process: translation. Gene Ontology annotation, cellular component: mitochondrial large ribosomal subunit. The coding region runs from base 429 to 659 and encodes 76 amino acids. Gene Ontology annotation, molecular function: structural constituent of ribosome. NCBI's taxonomy places the organism in Eukaryota, Viridiplantae, Streptophyta, Magnoliopsida, Solanales, Solanaceae.
AAACCCUAGCAGCCCUUUAUUCAUCAUCUCUCUCAUAACAGAUCUUCCCCUUAACCCUAAAACCCUAGUCAGCCGCCACCCUCUCCUCCUUCGCCCCUCCGAUCUGCCUACACUCCUCACAUUCACGCUCUCUCAUCUCACUCACUCUUUCUUCACUCAAGCACCUUUCUGUAGUGCAAAAAAUUAAAUCCCAGGUUUGAUAGAAUUCAAAAGGGUUUAAACUGAAACACAAAAGAGCUCAGGAAGGAUUGGUUCGAUUUUCGCUGAAAUUUGGUGUCGAUUUCUCUGGUUUUGCUGAAGAAAUUUUGUUGCUGUUGUUCUCUGCUGGGAGUUUGAACUUCAUACUUCCAUUUCUGGCCUUUGUUUGGUCCAUGCUCGUUGUUUUUCUGCUAAUUAGGCACAAUUUAUUUAUUUUAAAUUAGAAGACAAUGCCGCUGGGACUGCUAUUAGGUUUAGGGAGAACUUUCAGAAGAAAACGUACUUCGUCUCUCGAUAUUCUUACUUCAAAAAGGGUUCCUCGGGGCUACUACAAGGGAAAGAAUUGCAAGCCUACUGGUUUUCACACUCGCAAAGGUGGUUAUGUUGUUAUGCAAGAGAAGCUGCCUAACUAUGUAGUUCCAGAUUUGACUGACUUCAAGGUAGUGCUUGAGGUAGGUUAGACCUAGCACUUUCCUAGCCCAUGGAUUAGGGCAUGGACUUUUCAAGCAUGCCCCAAAAUGAGCUUAAUUUUCAUUAGUCAGAUUGUAUUUUCUUGUAUUCUGUGUUGCUGCUGCUGCUUUCCUAUCCUCUUGACAUAAAUAUUGGUGGGUGUUCACCUUUCACUCUUCCAAGAUAGUGAUCCCCCGUCUCAGCUGCUCUUGAAAUUAUUAAUGAAUUUACAUAACUGCAUUAUGUACAUAGUCUAUAGUCUAGGUAAAAGAAACUAGUCUCUCUCUUUCUAGAUCGUAGGAAAUGUUUAUGAAACUUGUGACCUUUUUGUUUGCUCAUUUUGUGUGAAGUUUGUAACACUUUGGCAAUUGAUGAAUUUCUUUUUCUCGUCUU